GCUUUCUUGCUUCCUUGCUAUUUCUCUUCUUUCUUUAUUAUUAUUACUAUUAUUUAUAAUUGUCCCCGCCCCCGGGCUUACUGAGCUAUCUCCACAAAGCUUGCGCUUGUAUCCUCCUCCGCAGAUUCUGUUCGUCAAUGGGGUGGUCAACACACACACACAGGGUCCUCUCGUCAGCACACAGCACUGCACAGCACUGCACAGAUCUAGUAGGGCUCGAUUGAAGCCUUCCUUCCUUCCUUCCUUCCUUCCUUCCUUCCCUUCACAGCUUGCAUCCCCCCUCCCAUCCUUCGCUUGACACGCUUUAUUGCUGAAUUGACGAUUUGAUUCUUAGUUUCGAGGUGGCGUUGUUUGAAGAUUUUUAGAGCUUGAUCCAGUAUGUCCUCGGUUACAGCGUAGUAGAUGAGUGCGGGUGUUUGGGUGUAUUGCAACAGUUAGCGAGCCAAUUGUUUUUGUUUUUUGUUUCGUUUUUCAUCCUUCUGUAGUGUUUCCUUUGAACGAUCGUUUGUUGGAUCGAGUGGAGGGUUAGAGGGGUGCCUGUACGAAGCGGAUGUUUCCAGGCCGGAGUGGGUUAUAUAUAAUUCGCGAGUGGAUCUGAAAUGUGGGGAGGACUGUGUUAAUGAGGUUUCCUCGGCGCAUGUCAUUGGCAUGCGAUGUCUGCGAAAAGGAAGGACCCUUGUUACUCUCCUAUCCUGCCAAAUUAAAGGUCUCGGGCAUCGGUUUCAUUUAGAUUUGACCGGCGUGACAACGCCUUGGGCGUGUGAGGGAAAAGAAGAGGUGUGCCUUCUUAGAAGGCAACUAUCCAAGUCUCUGUAGUGGAAUCAAGGCGAAUUAGUCGAAGCUAUCAAAGAGAUCAUCAGUCCCAUUGAUGCAGAACACUCUCCGGUCAGAUAUCGAGAACUCGGGUGAGGCGAGUGUAUACAACGUAACUUCAAUCAGAAUGAAAGAGGGUGAAUUACUGGCCGUGACGCUGGUGGCAGGAAACGAUCCUGCGUGUUCGAGCGUUCCGUGACGCGGUGGGACGAGCUUCUCGGUUGGUAAAUGCCAGAGGGGUUUCUUUGAUCUGAACAUACCCAGCCGUCUUAAGUUUUUAACUUUGACUCCAUUACUCAACACGUAGGGAAAUGCAGAUUUGAUCUUGAUACCCUUCUCUGGGUUUGAAAUUCAUGGCCGUGACCCGACCCUAAAUUGUUUGGACGAUUAACGUGAGAUAGCAUUGAGCACACUAAGAUCAUGACCGGGGUGUACUUCCUUGCCAAAGGUGGCUUGAGGGUGCCGAGUAACUAAGUCUGAGUGAGUGAGAGGUACAAGGUUUGAAACAGGACAAAAAUUUGAAAAAAAUAAAUACGAACUCUGUGGUCUGGAAGAGUAAGAGCGAAACCAUUCGAGCAGGUUUACAAUUCUUGUUUGUUCCUUUGAAGUGGAAAUGCUCGAUACCGAAGAGGGCCCGCCGGCCGUGCACUACCGUUCCGGCGAGGAUAGUGGUGAAGAGGGGCUUGCCGUUCUACCCAGACAUACCAAGGUCCUGGUCACGGGCAAUAAUCGCACCAAGUCCGUUCUUGUGGGACUCCAUGGCGUUGUUACGAAGGCUGUUGGUCUCGGAGGAUGGCACUGGCUGGUUCUCACGAAUGGUGAUGAAGUCAAGCUGCAGCGCAAUGCGUUGAGUGUAAUUGAAGCCCCUUCUGGUCACGAAGAACAUGAUGAGAACGAAGACAAUCCAUUUUCUAGUGGAACAAGUUUAGAAGAUAAUAUUCCUAGGAAUGCAUUCAAGCCCAGGGUUCAGCCGCGGAAGCCAUCCGUGACAAAUGCACGCAAUGCAAGUAUAACAGAUGAAGACGCUAUGGCAACUGAACAUGCCAAUUUCAGCCGGAUGUUUGAGAGGAGGGACGAGGUGGAUGAGGGGUCGAGUCCAAUAUCUGCAGUUCUACCGUCAGUGGAUCUUAGCAAGCUGGAAGUUGCUGCACUAAAGAGGUACCGCAGACAUUUUAAACUGGUGGAAGUAGGUCCAAACUCAACCAAGGAGCAGCUCCUUCAUGCUGUUGGCCGGCACUUCAUGUCACAGGAAUUGGACGAGACACAGGUCAUUUCAGCGUUUAUGCAAGCGGCGAAGCGUCCGAGGUCUUAGAACAGCGCAAUGCUGCCAUGGCUUCUACAAUUUAAGCUCUUCGCCGAUCUCAUCAAGCUUGGAAAUCAGGUGGGUGGUGGCAAAAGGAUGAAGAAAACGACAUAUGACGACGAUAUAUAUAUAUAUAUAUAUAUAUAUAUAUAUAUAUCUACAUAUCAUGGAGUGGUACGCCAACCCCUGCUGUCGAAGGGACUGUAAAGAGAACCCACCUUUUCUCAUCUGCUUGCUCUUGUAUCAUAAUCAAAGGAUUCUCUACUAUGUAAAGCCUAGAGGCUAAUAUCCAGUCGUAAGGUUGGAGCCUCGUCCCAAAGGGAUUUUGCACGUAAGGAUUUCAUCGGGUAACCUUUUUUUGGUAACGUCAUUUGUUCCAUCAUUUGUACAGCAGACGAAGAAGAAGAAGACGAAGAAGAAUCUCGGACAAAUAGAUAGGGUGGUCCUAGUUUUCUGGCUAAUUAAUGCCCUAAUUUUUAUCCUCUAAUUGCAGUGUACAGUAUCAUUUCAUGCUCUUGUGGCACUCUGCUUCACGUAUCACCUGUUUCAUAGAAGUGGAUGUCCCGUACAGGUCAAGCCAAUUUAUGCCACCCUUGUUCUAUUAUGGAAUCUUAUCAUCUUGAUCCUCAAGGUUGUAUAUUCUUACUAUUUUAAAGGAAUACCUUUUUUCCUUCUUUAUUUAUCCA
Molecule: messenger RNA, 2802 nt
Organism: Physcomitrium patens
Lineage: Eukaryota; Viridiplantae; Streptophyta; Bryopsida; Funariales; Funariaceae
Source: RefSeq, a predicted model, not a curated record